AACCUAUGUCAAUAGUCACUGCUGGAGUUAAUCAUGCCCCCGGCUGUGCGCAGGCGCGAUGCCCGCCCGGGCUAUAGUGAAAUGUGAUGGUGCUUGGAGACUGAGUUCAGAGGGAAACCGAGAGGAAGAGAGUCCAGACUCACCAUCAGCCCCCAUCGCAAAAAGUCUGCAAACCCUGCUCUUCACACCUCCCAGCACCCGCCGUCCCCCUAAAACAAACCUUGCCUGGCGGAGUAUGCAGUCGGCAGUCAGCGAGAAGUUGGGAAGUUAUUCUUAACUCGCCUGAAUGAUGCGCUCCUGACGCUCUGGAUUAAAACACAGUGAUUUAUUUAAGACGUGACUAUUGCCCAUCGCUGCAACUGUUGGAAAGUUUGGAACCCCCCGUGUUACCGACGUCGGCGGGUGCUCUUGCCCAGCCCCCCUGCUCCAGGACUGCGCACCUUCCUAGAGAAAUGGGAAGCAAGACUUUGCCUGCCCCAAUCCCCCUUCACCCCCCGCUGCAGUUGACCAACUAUUCCUUCUUGCAAGCUGUGAACACGUUUCCGUCGGCCGUGGAUCAUCUUCAAGGUCUGUACGGACUUAGCACGGUUCAAACCAUGCACAUGAACCAGUGGACACUGGGCUACCCGCACUUGCACGGAAUCGCCAGGUCUACCUUCACGGAGAUGGCGGCCGCUCAGCGGUUCAUGGACGGACGUUUCCCGUUUCCAGCGCUGCCUUUCAGCACGCACGUCUUCCACCCAAAACAAGGGACAGUCGCUCACAUCAUCCCCUCCCUGCAGAAAGACCGGCCCCGCUUUGACUUUGCCAACUUGGCUCUGGCGGCCACGCAGGAAGACCCGCCAAAGUCCGGAGACUUCCCCAAACUGAGUCCCGGUAUAGCAGCGUCGCACGGGGAAGUGGGGAAACUGACCCUGGACAGAAAACCUUCCAGGGGGAGACUACCGUCCAAGACCAAAAAGGAGUUCAUCUGCAAAUUCUGCGGGCGGCAUUUUACCAAAUCCUACAAUCUUCUCAUACACGAGAGGACCCACACGGACGAGAGACCUUACACUUGUGAUAUUUGCCACAAGGCGUUCAGAAGACAAGAUCACCUGCGGGACCACAGAUAUAUUCAUUCCAAAGAAAAACCUUUCAAGUGCCAGGAGUGUGGGAAAGGAUUUUGUCAGUCAAGGACUUUAGCAGUACACAAAACGUUACAUAUGCAGGAAUCUCCUCACAAAUGUCCCACGUGCGGAAGAACCUUUAAUCAGAGAAGUAACCUGAAAACUCACCUUCUUACCCAUACAGACAUCAAGCCUUACAAUUGUGAGCAGUGCGGCAAAGUGUUCCGGCGCAACUGUGACCUGCGGCGACAUAGCCUAACCCAUACACCCCGGGCAGAAUAUUGAGCGAGUCGACAACCAAGCCACUCCGCGUUACUUGAAUUUGCUGUGAAUACCUGUACAAAAAUAAAUGAAUAAAUAAAUAGCCCCCGCCCCCCAAAAAAGUACAAGCAAUAAUCGCACUCACGCAAUUCAAUUGUUUUAUACAUAUUACGGUUCGAAAAAGAGCUUUCAAAAAUGUGUAUAUAAAAUGUUUUUUUUACUGUUAUAUUUCCAAUCAGCAAACGAGAAAAAAUGGAAAGCAUGUGAAUAAUAAAAAAAUAAAUUUCUUUUAUCAUUAA
Amblyraja radiata (thorny skate) is the source of this 1666-nucleotide messenger RNA. It is a transcript of the gene osr2, whose product is annotated as odd-skipped related transciption factor 2. Gene Ontology annotation, molecular function: DNA-binding transcription factor activity, RNA polymerase II-specific; RNA polymerase II transcription regulatory region sequence-specific DNA binding. The record is from RefSeq and is a predicted model, not a curated record. Gene Ontology annotation, cellular component: nucleus. The coding region runs from base 453 to 1391 and encodes 312 amino acids. Gene Ontology annotation, biological process: embryo development; urogenital system development; regulation of transcription by RNA polymerase II. The transcript has 4 exons. Lineage: Eukaryota; Metazoa; Chordata; Chondrichthyes; Rajiformes; Rajidae.